ACAUUUACUGCUUUUUCGGACAGCAGGGAUUUCUGGAUUGGAGCAAAGAUGGACAGUUAAGAAAAGUAUUGAGCACCUGCAAGGAAAGAAAAAACAGUAUGACACUAAAUACCAGCUUUCUCAGACACGUUUUUCUGUACAAGUGUCUGUUUGCAUUAACUUUUGGGGAUCAUCUCAGCCUGUCUGUAGAAGAUGAACUCUUUAUGUCUGUUUCUAACAAUUUUCCAGAAGAUGAUUCUAACCAAAAAAUCACAAGUCUGCCACUCCAGUAUACAAAGAGUCAUCAGCCCAGUUGGGUUGUGAUACAAAAUACUACAGAAAGCCUGUCAUUGUCAGAAAUCAAACGUAACGAUGCAAAAAAGUUGAUAGCUUUGUUAUCUAAUUUCAGACAAGGAUCCAGGUUACAAAAUCUGACAUUGGCAAAUGUGUCAGUGGAGUGGAAUGAUCUAAUGGAGAUUUUUCAGACUGUAUGGCACUCAUCCGUUGAAUACUUCAAUACAUACAAUGUAACACAACUGUCAAACGUUGAAAGUUAUGACUUUGACUACUCAGGUACUUCUAUGAAAGCAUUGACAAUGAAGAAAAUGAUAAUCACGGACAUGUACUUCACACAGGAUGACCUAUACAAAAUAUUUGCUGACAUGAAUAUUGAAGACAUGACAAUAGCUGAUUCAGAAAUGAUUCAUAUGCUUUGUCCUUCAUAUAAGAGUCCCUUUAGAUACCUGAAUUUUUUAAAGAAUGAAUUAACAGAUUUUCUUUUUCAAAAAUGUGACAACCUACUUCAGCUGGAGACAUUAAUCUUGCAGAAGAAUAAAUUUGAGAGCCUUCGCAAAGUGAGCUUCAUGACCAGCCGUAUGAAAUCACUGAAAUACCUGGACAUGAGCAGCAACCUGCUGCGCCACGAUGGAGCUGACGUGCAAUGCCAGUGGGCUGAGUCUCUGACAGAGCUGGACCUGUCCUCCAACCAGUUGGUGGAUGCUGUGUUUGAGUGCUUGCCAGUCAACAUCAAAAAGCUCAGCCUCCAAAACAAUCAGAUCAGCAAUGUCCCCAGGGGGGUGGCGGAGCUGAAAUCCUUGGAGGAGCUGAACCUGGCGUCGAACAGGCUGGCCGACCUGCCGGGGUGCAGCGGCUUUACGUCCCUGCAGUUCCUGAACGUCGAGAUGAAUUCGAUCCUCACCCCAUCUGCUGACUUCUUCCAGAGCUGCCCAAGGGUCAGGGAGCUGCAGGCCGGGCACAACCCGUUCAAGUGUUCCUGCGAGCUGCAGGCCUUUAUCCGCCUGGAGAGGCGGUCAGGUGGGAAGCUGUUUGGCUGGCCGGCGGCGUACGCGUGCGAGUACCCAGAAGGCUUGCGAGGAACGGAGCUCAAGGACUUCCACCUGAGCCUGCUGGCUUGCAACACGACGCUCCUGCUCGUGACGGCUCUGCUGCUGACGCUGCUGCUGGUGGCCGCGGUGGCCUUUGUGUGCAUCUACCUGGAUGUGCCGUGGUACGUGCGGAUGACGUGGCAGUGGACGCAGACGAAGCGCAGAGCUUGGCACAACCCCCCCGGAGAUCUGGGGGCCGUUCUGCAAUUCCACGCCUUCAUUUCCUACAGCGAGCGCGAUUCGCUGUGGGUGAAGAACGAGCUGAUCCCGAACCUGGAGAAGGGGGAGGGCUGCGUGCAACUGUGCCAGCAUGAGAGAAACUUUAUCCCCGGCAAGAGCAUUGUGGAGAACAUCAUUAACUGCAUUGAGAAGAGCUACAAGUCGAUCUUUGUGUUGUCUCCCAACUUUGUGCAGAGUGAGUGGUGUCACUAUGAGCUGUACUUUGCCCAUCACAAGUUAUUCAGUGAGAAUUCCAACAGCUUAAUCCUCAUUUUACUGGAGCCAAUCCCUCCGUACCUUAUCCCUGCCAGGUAUCACAAGCUGAAAGCUCUCAUGGCAAAGCGCACCUACAUGGAGUGGCCAAAGGAGAGGAGCAAGCGCACCCUAUUCUGGGCUAACCUCAGGGCAGCCAUUAACAUUAACCUGCCAAAAGCUGAUGAAAAUUUUCAUGAGGAAAGAGAUUAAGAAACUUUCUAAUACAGUUUCAUCUGUUUUUUCUCAGUGAAAUAAUAAAUAUGAUUU
Molecule: messenger RNA, 2105 nt
Organism: Onychostruthus taczanowskii (white-rumped snowfinch)
Lineage: Eukaryota; Metazoa; Chordata; Aves; Passeriformes; Passeridae
Product: toll-like receptor 1
Exons: 2
Coding region: 99-2048 (649 amino acids)
Biological process (GO): toll-like receptor signaling pathway; cellular response to bacterial lipopeptide; immune response
Cellular component (GO): membrane
Molecular function (GO): Toll-like receptor 2 binding; transmembrane signaling receptor activity; lipopeptide binding
Source: RefSeq, a predicted model, not a curated record